Dinoponera quadriceps is the source of this 4722-nucleotide messenger RNA. Its product is annotated as probable E3 ubiquitin-protein ligase RNF144A. NCBI's taxonomy places the organism in Eukaryota, Metazoa, Arthropoda, Insecta, Hymenoptera, Formicidae. The record is from RefSeq and is a predicted model, not a curated record. Gene Ontology annotation, biological process: ubiquitin-dependent protein catabolic process; positive regulation of proteasomal ubiquitin-dependent protein catabolic process; protein polyubiquitination. Gene Ontology annotation, cellular component: ubiquitin ligase complex; cytoplasm. The transcript has 4 exons. Gene Ontology annotation, molecular function: zinc ion binding; ubiquitin protein ligase activity; ubiquitin conjugating enzyme binding. The coding region runs from base 974 to 2344 and encodes 456 amino acids.
GCGACGUCGCGGAGGAUCUGCGGGACGAGCAUAAACUGACGUCACGCAUUCUAGUCGUCUUCGGGAGUCGCGGGCUCGCUUCUCAGGCUCGCCCGCCGCUGGUGGCCUCCGCUCUCCAUCUCGCUCCGCGGUUCUACCUCUCCAUCUAACGCACAUCCUCCGCAUGCAACGCGCUAAGUGAGUCACGCGCGCGCGGGUCGCGUAAGGUUGCGUCAAAACAAAAACAACCGCCGCUGCUGAUCGCGAAGGUACCGUCAGCGACCGUCUCACCCCCUGCGCUCGGUAAGGAAAGAGCGAACGAGGAAGCGGGGGCGGAAGUAACGGCAGUGGUCUCCGUCGGGUCGGAUAAUUUAUGAACGCGCGACAGGCGCGCCCGUCCGCGUUUGUGUUGGGUGUCCGUGAACGACACACGGCGAAGGUGAAAACGUUGGCCGGAGCGAACCUAUAGCUGGGACGUGCACGGCGGGAUAGAGUGGGACAUCUCGUGCGCCACGAAUAACAGUGAAAGCGGAGGCGACGAGUGGACGAUCGCGUCGAUCAUUAUAUCGCUCUAUAUAGACGAGAAAAGCUGCAUCGCGACGCCCGCCAAUGACAGCGUUCGCGCGUUCGUGAUAUCUCAGGUGCGACUCGUCGGCGCUCGCAUUCUCCGCUGGCGACGAUACGCGCAAACACGCUCUUAGCGACGCUCUCUCUCGUGGAGGCGCGAUCAGCUGUUGCGGUUUCCGCGAGGUCGCCCGCCGAUAGGACGGGAGGCAACACACCUACGGAAACAGAGAGGUGUCCGAUAAGGUGCGUGUUUUCGGGCGCGCGCGCACUCUCUCUCACACGGAGAAUGUGCAAGAGGUAGCCGCGACGAGGAGGACGGGUGGAUUAUUAUGACGAGCGGCGUCCGAAGGAGCCGUCAGCGUGCGUGCGACAUCGGGCUGCUGCGCUAUGUGAAUACACCGUGGUGUACGUAUGAGCAACGUAAUUCAUGCGUUCCCCUACUGUCAGCGGUGAGCGUACGACGACGGGCGGCUCUCCGCCGACAGGCGAACGGCAGUCCACGUCAGUAACCGGCAGCGACAUUCAGGGGAUGCCUAGCCUACACUCGCUCGUCUUACGGCGAGCCCCGCUAACGGAUAUGGGCGCCGCGACCAGCUCGGUGACGUCCGUCAACCCGCCCGCCAAGAUCGCCAGCCAGAAGAAGGGGGACAAGUCGAAGCUGAGACUACCUCUGAUACGCAAGGAGGCCAGCGUGGUGAAUCUCUCCCUGACGGAGAGGAGCGUGCCGGGCAAGGAGGCGGACGCGCCUCUCCUGCGUCCUGAGAGCAGCGCCAGUCUGGAGGCGCGCGGAGGAAGCAGCUGGAUGAGCCUCGGCCCCGGGCCGCUGAGGAAGUGCGAGACCGCCGUGGGGCUGAGCACCUCCGCCCUGGAGGGCAGGCCCAUCAAUCGCAGCAGGGUCUGCUCGCGCUGCUCCAGCCUGCUCUCACUGGCGUCCAGCUCGAGGUACAGCCUAGCCGCCGGCAACUUCGUGCCCGCGGCGACCUCCCAGCAGACGAUCGGACGGAUAUUUUGUAAACUCUGUCUCGUCGACACCACCCUUUCCAAGUCGUUUAAGAUAGAGAGAUGCGGUUGUUCCUAUUGUAAAGAUUGCAUGCGUGCCUACGUGGAGUUUGAGAUCGAGGAGGGCGCGUACGAGAUCAGCUGUCCCGACGCUCAGUGCGAUCAGGGCGCCGUACUCUCACUGCCGGAGAUCGCGAGCCUCGUCAGCUCGGAGCUCGUGGAGAAGCACUGCAAGUUCCGAGUAAACAGAGAUGUGUCCAUGGACAAGAGGCGGGCGUGGUGUCCAACUGCCGGUUGCGAGACGAUAUGUUCGAUCAGGGCCAGCGGUGGAAGCGGCGCUCCCUUGGUCCCCGUGCACUGUCCCAACUGCUCGACCGACUUCUGUUGGAUAUGCCGGGAGCCCUGGCACAACGGGCCCUGCCCGGAUCUCCCGUUCGACGGCGACCACAUCAAGUCCUGUCCCAUGUGUUCGGUGCCCAUCGAGAAGGACGAAGGCUGCGCUCAAAUGAUGUGCAAACGGUGCAAACACGUGUUUUGCUGGUACUGCUUAGCAUCCCUAGAUGAUGACUUUCUGUUGCGACAUUACGACAAGGGACCAUGUAAGAAUAAGUUAGGCCACUCACGCGCGUCCGUGAUAUGGCAUCGAACGCAAGUUAUCGGGAUCUUCGCUGGUUUCGGCCUACUUCUGCUCGUCGCAUCGCCCUUGCUAUUGUUAGCGGCGCCCUGUAUCGUGUGUUGCAAAUGUCGCGUCUGCGGCACCUCCAGGCUCGACCAGGAAGAGGGUGACACGGCAACAUAGGAACUUCCAAAUCUCUCUUUCUUUCUCUCUCUCUAUCUGUCUAUCUGUCUAUCUCUUUCUCUCAGCUAAUUCUCGCUUCAUUAUUUCACCCAGCUAAAAAUCAACAUUUUUCCUAGACUUCCAUGUAUGGGAGGUAACACGGUCGGCAACUUAUAUAGAUAUACAUUGCAUUUCCUUAAGUCUAUACUUUUGUCUUUGCGUCGCUAGACAUAAUGUUGGAGAAAAACAAAGAGAACGCAUGUCUCUUUUCAGUCAAGCAUAUUGUGAUUCACUCUAUACACAUAUAUCUACAUGCAUAUAUAUAUAUAUAUAUAUAUAUAUGUGUGUGUGUGUGUGUGUAUAUAUAUUUAUAUUUUAUUUGUGUAAACUAUUUAAACAGAAAAUGAGAAAUGGUUACUGCGCGAUUCGUUUAGUCUUAAUACAAUUGUUUCUUCUGAUGAUGAUAUAAACUUACCUUACGUAGCCACUUAAUAACUCUAUAUUUUUUUUUCUUCGUUUUUUUUUUUCUACGACGUGUACUAAUCGUGUGAUUCAAUGAGAUCUAAUUAUUUAAAAAUACUCAUAACGAAUCAUUGUCUACGAGAACAUUCCAAAGACUUGUACACUUUGCAUCAAAUUUAUUGUACUGCCGCAUAACAUUACUACGUCUCCGUCUUAAUCGGGACACGAUUAAACAAAUUUCUUCGGUGAAUUCCCCGUGACGUUUUCGUUAAUUUCUAUUUACCGAGAUGCGAGCUCGAUCGAUUUUUGAGAGAGUCCUCAUGAAGUUGUGAUAAUAGCGUGUUGAUUAUUUUAUUACAUGGGACGUUUAAAUAUUAGAUUAGAUACUAACUAAACACGUCUCCUCCCCCCCACCCUCUUCCCUUUUCUCUUUCUCUCUUUCUUUCCUCAUGAAAUUGUAAAUAUUAUCAAAUUAAUAUAUCUCGAAAAAACAGUGUAUAUCUAUAUGUGUGCCUAUGUCGAAUUAAUGCAAGGCUCAGCUCUACAUUCUCAUUGAGAGAAACGAAUCUUGAUUGUGGAGUAUUUAGAUGGUACGAUAUUCUAUUCCCUCGUUAUCUUGUAUAAUUUAUAUAGGUGCUUUCACGUUUAGUUUGAUGGUGAUUUAAUCGCUUAUGUACAAUUACAUGUGCAUUAAUUUAGAAGGAGCAGAAAAAGAAAAAAAAGUGCGUAUACAUUGCGUGAGGAGAAAAGAAAGAAAAAAAAAGAAAAAUAAGAAAGAGAGGAAAUGUCUUAUAAUUAUGCAUUUUAUCAAUGAAAUUAAAAGAAUGCCGUUGUUAUUGUGUAUUUAACACGUUUUUCGUCUGAGCAUGACGCACGCGAGUUGUGCCGCUAAAGCUAUCAAUCAAUAUGUGCCAUGUGAUUAUUGCGGGAACUCUGUAGAAUACCUACGGUGACUCGGGGCCUGCAGCACACACAGGUAAAAUCGCGAGAAACGUGUUAACAUACAUUCACGCUAAUCCACCUUAUUAUGCAUAUAAAUGAAAUUUAGAUUGUUAAAGGUCAAGAAUAUGAAUAAUCAACUGUGGACAAUAGUUAUAUGUUAUUUCCGAGAAACAGGUUCUUAUCGAUAUUAAGUAAUAUGAAGAUAUCGAGAAGGUAAAAAAUCAUAUAUAUAUAUAUAUAUAUAUAUGUAUGUAUAUAUAUAUGAUAUGUAAUAAAUAUAUGUGGUAUUUUGUGUAUAUAAUACGGAUUUAAGAUGAAGGAUAGGUUGGCGUUAUGUUUGGAUGUCCGACAAAACGAUGCAUUUCUCGCGAGCAGUGCUGUACAGGCGAAUAUCGGCGAACGAUUAUGUUAAAUACGCUAUAAGUUACCGCGUGGUCGGUUUUCACUAAUUUACGUCGCAACUGUUAAAAGUAUCUCGUUUGUUGUACUAUUAAGAUUGUAUGUAAAUAAAAGUACGCAUACACGCCGACACGUGUAUGCAAUUAUGCAUUUGAGUGUGUACACUCGUGUGUCAGAAAUAAAAGAAAAUACAAUGAGAAAUAAGUUUAUAUGUAUGCAUAUAUGUACGCACACAUACAUGUACCUUUAUGAACGUUCAUUGUAUACCGCGCGUGUUUGUCUGCUCCACUGAGUGCCGAGGAGAGAAGAAAAGAAAUGGGAACACGAAAAAAUUCGCCGAGAGAUCCGAGCGGAUUCGGCAUUAAACUCUCCCGAAAGAAAAAAAAAAACUUGAUAAAUAUUAAUGAGCGCGCGCUUUAUCGUACACAACGUCUCGCAAAGUAAAGAAAGAAAUUCGCUCAAGGUCCGCCGAUCGAUAAUGGUGACGUCAAAAUCGAGAAAUGCGGCAUAAAUUAUUUCCGCAGCUCUCUCUCGUGGCUCGUUCCGAUGUGCGAGAUUUCAAAUGAUAAAAGGUUCGCUUUGUUCGGCUCGCGAAU